Populus nigra (black poplar) is the source of this 734-nucleotide messenger RNA. RefSeq lists its product as uncharacterized. The transcript has 2 exons. Bases 240 to 419 code for a protein of 59 amino acids. The record is from RefSeq and is a predicted model, not a curated record. NCBI's taxonomy places the organism in Eukaryota, Viridiplantae, Streptophyta, Magnoliopsida, Malpighiales, Salicaceae.
UGUAAACAAAAAAACUUCAGAAAACAGAUUAAAUUUUCGAGUUAGAAGGUUAGAUCGAUGGAGUUUGGGCCGAAAGCCCAAAAUAGAUCCGACCCUAAUCACGGUUCAAUUUGAACUGUAAAACGCUGUAGGGAUAACAAAUCGGGGAGAACCAGAACCCCAACACCAACUACAAACCCCCCCCUCCAACCUGAAUCAAAACCCCUAAAGAAUCUAUAGGGUUUAAGUUAUUUGGUACAAUGAUUAACAAAUUGGAAGCAAAGAAACUCCUCAAGGACAAGAAAUUAUGGUUUGCUUCUUUUUUGAUUGCCUGGGCUGCUGCUCUCCAGGGUCACAUGAUGUGGUUGCAGAGACAGGACUCUUUCAAGCAGAAGUUUGGAACAUUAAACGAAGAUAAUAGUGAUGUUGCACAAGAGUGACCCACGAUUAAUUGGUUUUCAAAUGUGCUUUUAGAAAUUUGAAGAUUAAACAUUUCGUGGUUGUAAAGAAACGAGAAUCUUCGGAUUUCGGAUUUUGCUUGAGUGGGUUGGCAAAUGGAAAUGUAGUUUGUGGCUUAUGUUAUCUGAUUGUUGAAUAACAAUGAUAUAGAUGAACUCGUGGUAAGUUGUGUGGUGUAAUUUUUCAAAUUAGAGGGCUCUUCUUUCUGAGUGGGAGGGAAUAUAGAUUAAGGAAAUUACAACAUCAUGUAUCUUGAUUGGUACUCAGAAGCAAUUUGAUGACUUAAAGUUGAUUGA